Messenger RNA from Saccostrea echinata, 554 nucleotides. RefSeq lists its product as uncharacterized. The transcript is spliced from 4 exons. The record is from RefSeq and is a predicted model, not a curated record. Bases 1 to 552 code for a protein of 183 amino acids. NCBI's taxonomy places the organism in Eukaryota, Metazoa, Mollusca, Bivalvia, Ostreida, Ostreidae.
AUGUGGGCAAAUGAUCCUCUUUCUCCACACAGUUUGCAGUCUGGUGAUUCAUUUUUUGUUUUGACUGCCUUGCUACUCUGUGACUCAGAGGCGUGGUGGUUAGUCGGGAAAAAUGGCAACGACAGGAAAUGUCCUGCAAGAAGCGGAGCAAGUCCGUAUUACUUUGGUACCACAAAUCUUUGGUGCAUGAAGAAAGGUAGACGUGGCAUUCCAACACGGGGAAUCUGGGAAUUGACUCAUCGGUUUAUCUACUAUAAAGGAUUAUAUUUCGAAUUUUCGAGCGACUCAAAUGCCCACGUUUCACCAAAUCGUCUUCUUGGAUACAAAUGUCGAGGCGGAAGGGAGAGUUCGCCUGCUGGUUACAGUGAGGUAGACGUCGAGUGUCUAAAGGGUUGCGCACGGAACUACAGAUGUAGGUUCGGAAGUUACAAUCUAUUAAGCAACAACUGCCACAAGUUUGCAAAUCGCCUCUCUGAGGUAAUGUGCAAGAGAGGAAGUGCCUGUCCUAGCUGGUGUUUGGGUAGUUGUAAUAAUGCCGUGAUCAGUGGAUAAAU